This is a messenger RNA of Anopheles darlingi, 1337 nucleotides long. RefSeq lists its product as uncharacterized. The transcript is spliced from 4 exons. The coding region runs from base 1 to 1251 and encodes 416 amino acids. NCBI's taxonomy places the organism in Eukaryota, Metazoa, Arthropoda, Insecta, Diptera, Culicidae. The record is from RefSeq and is a predicted model, not a curated record.
AUGACCGAAGUUGAGCAACCAGUUAUUCCAUUGCAACAAGGGAAGCUGACGACAGCACCUGGCACGCCCAAUAAUCCUGGAGAUCCGCAAUGGGUUUUGUGGGACAAAUCGCGAGAGUUUCCGAAAAAUGUUCUGCGUGGCGGAGUCGAUAUCAACGAUGAGGUCAUCUAUGUUGGUCGAGCAAUUUACAACAGAUGCCAGUUGGUAGCAAAGGUGAUCCAAACACGCGGUGUUUCAUAUGUUGCUUUUGAUGGAAAGGAAAUCGUAGUGGAAACGGUUGAAGUUCUGGUGGAUGAUGGCCGCUACUGCUGGGAGUUUGGUAAGGAUGGUGCAGUACCAGAAACGGCAGUCCAAAUCGGGAAGAGUAACAACGGUGAAACAUUGUAUGUGGGGCGUGCCAUAAUCGAAACAUCCAUGACCCCCGGAACCAUCCUACGUUUCAAAGGCGUUCUUAGUAUCCCGUUCGACAAUGUCGAGAACGAAUUUCGAGCGUAUGAGGUGCUGUGCUACAAACCUGAGGAAAAGACCCGGAGUUGUACUGACAAAUUUUUCAUCGAACUGGGUCGUGUGCAUAAAGUGCUCAUAGAGUCUCGCAACAAGAGCUACGCCCACUCCCAAACACACUGCACAGAAACUUUGCUUACUCGUUUAUUCCUCAGAGGUUCAUACAUGGGCUCCCAAGAAAACCAAAUUGACGACGGAGAAUAUAAAUGGAUACAUUGGAAAAAAGAUCGAUCGUUUCCGGAAAACAUCCUGAGAGCUGGUAUGGACGUCGGUGGCCAAGCUAUCUAUUUGGGUCGCGUUUAUCAUGACGGCCACAAACUUCCGGCUAAGGUGAUUCCUGUCGUGGAAAGAAUUUAUACAUCGUUCGAUGGGAUAGAAUAUCAAAAGGACGAUGCCUUUCUGCUGGUAGAUGAUGGUAGCUUCUACUGGGAGUUUGACAAACGGGGCAAUGUUCCUGAAACGGCAGUCAAGUUCGGUAACCUGAACGGGAGGGAUGUUUUAUACGUGGGUCGUGCUCUUCACGAGUGUUCCGAGAGUUCGGGAGCUAUUUACCCUGGUGCAGGAGUACUGCGCAUUCCCUUUGGCGGUGGCGAGGUAGAGGUUAAAGCAUAUUAUGUGCUAUGUCACAAUAAGAAAGAAAAUGUCCCUCGGUCUGAAGAAAGUGGCCCUGAACCAACACCACCUGGCUGUGCCGAUCGUUUCGUUGAGCUACUGGGUACGCUGAUUGGUCGGAUUGUAUCACGCUAGAAAGAACAUUUCAAAUCUUCACCCAUCUUUGAUCAGUCGCUAUCAUCUAAUAGUUAUAUUCUGAAAAUGUUUAUACUCUCUUUGGU